AUGUCGCCGGCGCCGUUCUCCUUCCCUCAAACUCCACCACCUUGGUCUCCGCUUCUCUCGCUCCCCACCCCGACCCUGAAGCCGUCGUCCUCCAUCUGCGCAGGUAAUGGCGUUACAGAGCUCCCCUGUCAAUUUCUCGCCACCGGCGGCCAUUUCCAACGCGUUCUCUGUUGCAGGAGAGUGGAGGAGGCUUCCCUCGUCGCCGGUGGAGGCUCGCCGUGCCUCACCGGGAACCCCAUUGACGACUGCUGGCGGUGCGACCCCAAUUGGGAGAAGAACCGGCAGCGGCUAGCGGACUGCGGCAUCGGCUUCGGCGCCGGCGCCGGCGGCGGCAGGGGCGGCGAGUUCUACGUGGUGACUGAUUCCUCCGAUGGCAACCCGGCCGAUCCCAAGCCGGGUACUCUCCGCCACGCCGUCAUCCAAGAGGAGCCUCUGUGGAUCGUCUUCUCCAGCAGCAUGAAGAUCACCCUGAAGCAGGAGCUGAUCAUGAACAGCUUCAAGACCAUCGACGGCCGUGGGGCCAACGUGCACAUCACCGGCGGCGGCUGCAUCACCAUCCAGUUCGUCACCAAUAUAAUCAUCCACAAUAUUCAUAUCCACCACUGCGUGCCCUCCGGCGAGGCUAUGGUGAGGUCCUCGCCGACGAAGGCGGGGUGGCGGGGCAGGUCCGACGGCGACGGCAUCUCCAUCUACGGCUCGCGGAAGAUCUGGGUCGACCACUGCUCGCUGUCCCACUGCACCGACGGGCUCAUCGACGCCAUCAUGGGCUCGACGGGGAUCACCAUCUCCAACAACUACUUCUCCCACCACGACGAGGUGAUGCUGCUCGGCCACAGCGACGACUACUCACCGGACGCCGCCAUGCAGGUGACCAUCGCCUUCAACCACUUCGGGGAGGCGCUGGUGCAGCGCAUGCCGCGCUGCCGGCUCGGCUACGUCCACGUCGUGAACAACGACUUCACGCGCUGGGAGAUGUACGCCAUCGGGGGCAGCGCCAACCCCACCAUCAUCAGCCAGGGGAACCGCUACACCGCCCCCGCCGACCCCAACGCCAAGGAGGUGAAGCGCCUGCUGCCGAUUAUAUGGGUUCCUUUCUUUCUUUCUUUCUUUCUCGCCGGAGGCGGCGGCGGCUGGUAACGGUGGCGCUGCGCUGAGCAGGUGACGAAGAGGGUGGAGACGGAGGAGAGCGUGUGGGGAGGGUGGAACUGGCGGACGGAGGGGGACGUGAUGGUGAACGGGGCCUUCUUCGUGCCGUCGGGGGAGGGGCUGUGGAUCAAGUAUUCGGAGGAGUCCAGCGUUGAACCCAAGUCCGCCGCCAUGAUCGACCAGCUCACCAUGAACACCGGCGUCCUAAGCGGCGCCGGACCCAGGUAG
Spirodela intermedia is the source of this 1374-nucleotide messenger RNA. The record is from the annotation of a GenBank genome assembly. NCBI's taxonomy places the organism in Eukaryota, Viridiplantae, Streptophyta, Magnoliopsida, Alismatales, Araceae.